AUGCGUGGAAUUCACUUUUUCCUCCUGGCGCUGGCAAGUUACAGCGCGAUUGCAAGCGCUGAUCAAACCGUCGAGACUUCAAGCUUGGUGAAUCAAUCGCCUUACGAACGCGUAAAUGAAGGCCACCGCCAUCUUAAAGGAAGUACUGAGCUGGGUGGCAAGGGCGAAGAGAGGGCGAUCACGACUCCCCAGCUUGGCCAAUUUUCGGCUUUAUUCGAGACCCCAAAGUUCGCGAACCUUCCGUUGAUUAAGCAGCUCAACACCGUCCAACUCAAACUCGGUAGCAAGGCAGGAAAGGCGUAUUUGGCUUUUGUGAAAAAGCGCAACAAUGGUAACAUGAACAACUUUAUGUAG
This is a messenger RNA of Phytophthora infestans T30-4, 354 nucleotides long. Its product is annotated as secreted RxLR effector peptide protein, putative. The transcript has a single exon. The coding region runs from base 1 to 354 and encodes 117 amino acids. NCBI's taxonomy places the organism in Eukaryota, Oomycota, Peronosporomycetes, Peronosporales, Peronosporaceae. The record is from RefSeq and is a predicted model, not a curated record.